AUGUCUUGUGAUCCAACCAAUGACUCAAUCGAGUAUAGUGCCAUUAUAUUACACAAGAAUUCAACUAUCGUAGCUAGAAAACCAAGUGCACCACCAAAGAAAAUACCAUUGAUCAAAACAUCAGGUGAACAUUUACAAAAAACAAACAAACAAAAACAAAUAGAAAGAUCAAAGAAACAAGCAGAGUUUAAUAAGAAAUUAGCAGCUAUACCAGAUGAUACAUCACAUCAUAUGUUCUUUUCGUUUAAUGAAGCGUUGGUACCACCCUAUCAUGUUAUUAUAGAUACGAAUUUCAUAAAUUUUUCAAUCUCCAAUAAGAUCGAUAUAGUUCAAGGUUUGAUGGAUUGUCUCUAUGCAAAGUGUAUACCAUGUAUCACCGAUUGCUGCGCAGCAGAGUUGGAGAGACUCGGACCAAAGUAUAGAAUUGCACUCAAAGUUUCAAAAGAUCCACGUUUCCAACGUCUAACUUGUUUACAUAAAGGAACUUACGCUGAUGAUUGUAUUAUCAAUAGAAUUACAAUGCAUCGUAUAUAUAUGGUUGCAACAUGUGAUGCUGAUCUUAGAAGACGUAUUCGUAAAGUACCUGGUGUUCCAAUUUUAUAUCUUAAAGGAAAGAGAUAUACAAUCGAGCGUAUGCCAGAUGCUCCUGGUGCACCUAAAUAA
Messenger RNA from Heterostelium album PN500, 663 nucleotides. RefSeq names its product rRNA-processing FCF1 family protein (gene fcf1). Lineage: Eukaryota; Evosea; Eumycetozoa; Acytosteliales; Acytosteliaceae. The transcript is spliced from 7 exons. Bases 1 to 663 code for a protein of 220 amino acids. Gene Ontology annotation, cellular component: nucleolus; small-subunit processome. The record is from RefSeq and is a predicted model, not a curated record.